UUACAGCGGUGUGUGUGCCGAUUCCCGAUCCGCUUGUACCGUACCGUACUGCUUGGAAUUGUACGUACGUACGAAGUACGUGCGCAUAUUAUCGUACGUGCAGAAAUAAUGGGGAAAAAGAAAUUAUUAAAAGGAAACAACAAGUCCGCAGUACUAAUAUCGCAUUCAAUUGUAUUUUACCGACUUCGUAGGCAAAUAGCUCACGAAAAAUCAGGUUUGACAAGUUAGUGGACCAAAUUCAACUUCAAGUCUUUGAAAUAUCCAACAAAUACAGGCACAAUGGCGUGAUUUUAUGGAGACAUCAGCAACUGCUACAGACAGUGCUAGCUACGUAGAAAAGUCAAACAUUCCAACUCCAAGCCGGUUUACCUUCGCCAAGAUGAGAAUCGAAAUGGUGGAUCAAAAGUGAUUUGAGUUUUACAAGGAAAGGUGGUGAACCCUUAGUUGUUUCCAGAUGGAGAGCAACCUGCAGGAAGACACCAUGGAGUACAUUGAUUAUCCAGAAUAUGCUGAUAUUAUGGAAUUAUUCAUUGAGACUUUGACAGGAACUGUGUUCGAGCUGCGAGUGUCGCCGUUCGAAACUGUGAUUUCUGUCAAGGCCAAAAUACAGAGAUUGGAAGGUAUCCCCAUCUCCCAGCAACAUCUCAUUUGGAGGUCUGUAGAGCUUGAGGAUGAUUACUGUUUGCAGGACUAUGGAAUUCCACCAUCGGCAUCUCUGAAGUUGGUCUUGGCAAUGAGGGGAGGUCCUAUCAAUACUCGAAGAAUUCCGAUGGAAGAUCCUGCUAUCCGGGAGAUGGCGGAAUACAUGGAGGCCAACAAAGAGGAGAUUUGGGAGAAGUUGCCAGGCAACCGCCAGGUCACCCUCCUCGUCUUCCGGGAAGGAGACCAGCUCAAUUUCUUCCGUGUCGUGGACCGGGGAGACGGGACGCUGACCCCGCUCUCGGAGUCACUAAGUGGUGCUUCUGUGUACAACGUUGGAGAGGAGGAGGAUGAGGAGAAGAAGAACCCGAACCCGAACCCGCCACCGGAAUAUCCAACGGAGGAGAACGACCUCACCAUGGGAAAGAUGAAACUUCUUAGAGCGAAGAUGGAAAAUUUAUCCGUUGGCAAAAAGAAAACAACAAAGACAGCAAGACCACCAAGCAGUAGUAGACCCAAGAGUUCAGGACAGAGGAGAAUCUUCUCAGCUAAGAAAGGAAGCAAGUCCCUCAACAAGACCAGCCCCCUUCCACCCGUAGGAACUACAAUACUACCACCUGUAGGGGGCGCUAUGGUUUCUACCGGUGACAGUCAUGAGAAAUUGCCUAGCACCCGGACACCUCGCAUUGGAUCGUCCGCCAAGGGUCUAGGCAUGAGGACACGGACAAAACCUGAAAUUGUGCCCAAAGCGAGGGCAGCAGACAUUACGCAAAUUGGUGCUACGACAAACCCAGUGGCUAUGUCGGCCGGUAUGAGCAGCCGCAGCAAGAGCCGAACAUUGAGACUCAGUAGUAGCAAAGAAAGCAGGCAUAGCCCCGUCCCACCGCCGUCAUCGUCGCAACGUGCCCUUGAGAACCUCACCGGUGCCAAUUUGCAUCACUCCUUCCGAAGUCGGACAAACGCAUACCCACACCCCCCUUCCACGCAGAGUUCCUUCAUCCAGGACCUCCGGCCGACCACUUCCUCCAAUCUUGCCGAAGCAGCCCAGGUCGCGGCCGACGCCAGCCGCGGCCCGGAACGCAUGAACCUAAAGACUGCCGAUGCCCGCAUGGUGACCCAACUCGUAAAUCAAGCUAAUCGCGAAGGCAAGAUUAACAAUAUUGUGAGGUCGGGACACCGCGAGAGCUCGCAUACGGGGAAGCGCAGCGGACAUUCACGAGUUACUUCGGGUAGCAUGACGCUAUCUCAAGCUCUCAAUUCCAGCAAUGGACUCACAAAUGCUAUUAGUGAAGACAGGAUAAGAACGCCAGAUGCCAGGAAAGCUCUGAUUUCUGCUCACAGUAUACGAGGGAGGUUAUCCGGCAGCAAGGAAGGCAGAUUAUUAACAUCUCCAGCUCAUCGCCUGCCUCCAGUCACCAAGCCAGCUAUCGGCUCCAAGAAGAAGGCGAGUAAGAGAUGCUUCAUGUGCAACAAGAAAACCGGCCUUGCCACCAGUUAUGCAUGCAGGUGCAAUCACAACUUCUGUGCCAGCCAUCGCUACGCCGAAGCCCACAACUGCGAGUACGAUUACAAGACGGAGGGCAGGAAACUCCUGGAGCAGAGCAACCCUCUCGUCAGUGCACCAAAGCUACCCAAGAUUUAACAUUAAGCCAUGUAUUUUCAAACGUAAUGUGUGUUAUUACCUCGUGUUAAACAAUAUGACGAUUCUUUCUGAAGAGAGACUAUGUAAGGUACAAGCAUUUCGAAUCAUUUACGAUGGAAAGAAAACAGCAUUAAUUGUGUACACUGCAAAUAAGAUUGCUAUUUCUAAAAUAACGUUAAUUAUUAACUUCAAGCAUUGUUAAUCACUAGGAUCAGAUGGAUACAGCAUGAAUUGUGCACAUAGUGCAUUCAGAAGUAUUGGGAAUAACUUUAAUCCUGUGUGUGUUCACACUCGUACACUCUUACAAAUUUAUCACUUAAAGCAGAAAGCAUGAGUAGUUAACAUGGAAUGGAUAUGAGCUUAUCUUAUUCUGAACAUUAAUAUACAUACUACAUGUGUAUAAUCAUAUACAUAUCCAGUUUAUGUCGUCAUCAAUGACGGUCAUUCACAUUGCAUGCUAAAAUGCACCUAUUAACCUUUCACUCUGAGUCCUGUUCUAAGGACUUUAUCGAUUUAUACAAAGUAUACUAUUUAUCAUACUGAUGGAGUAGAUCAAAAAGUACUACCAGUAUAUCGUUGUACCUCUUAUAUAUAUUAUCUGGGAUUUUUAAAUAUCAGUUCAAGCCCUAUGCUUAAUUAUGCAUAGUCAAAGCAUUUUGAUGAACAAAGUGAACUACAUGUUCAAUACGUUCAGCUAUUUUGAAUUAACAUUGUUUUAAUUCUUAUAAAUCUACAUUAUGCAUUUAAUGUAGUGAUUGAAUACUAGAAAUACAUGUGCACAAUUUUGUGUCUGCAUUCAUGAAAGAUAACCUUUGAAAACACAAAUUGUAUUGACAUCGGAGCUUUCUGAAGUGUUUGAAUGCUGCAAAUGUCGGCCUUUAUACCAAUAUUGGACAUUGCUGAGUUUUAUGAUGUUUACGUUAAAAAAAGAAUAACAGGAUAUUACUGCAUUUGCUACAUACCAAUGAAAAAGGUUCACUAAUAAUAAGAAACACACGCUUAUUAAAGAGUUUACUUAAAGUGGGAUAAUUUACAAGAUAUGAAAACAAAACUUACUAAAGAAAGUUAGUUUAAGAUAUUGUACAUUAUUCUGACAAAAGGAAAAGUACUUUAAUAAAAAAUAUAUGUGAAUUAUAUAUAAAAGUGAAUCUUAAAAAAAUAUGUAUAGUUCAAAAGGAUUGCAACUGCUCUAUUCUGUGCUACUUGGGGUUUUGUGUUGUUCAUUGUUUGUUUUUGCCUCUACUUUGGUGAAAAAGAAAUGCAAACUUGCAGAUGAGCAAUUUGUAGGCAAAGUGAAAAAAAUGGGUGAGAAUGUGGUGUUUGGAAACGUUCCUUCCAAGUCUCGCUUCUUUUCUGUCCAUACAUCUGAGCUUGAAUUUAUUAUGACUAUUCAUGAAGUACGGGGCACAACCUCUUUUACAAUCCAUUAUAUAUUUCAUCCCUUUUGAAAAUUAGACCCUAUUUUCUUUAGGAAAUUGAUGCCACACCAUAAUGUUCAUCUGUACUAAAAGUUAAUGAAAUAUUACUGAACAGACUUUCAGAUCACCUUAUAUAUACAGGUUGAAUUGAAUGACUCUUACCAUUAAAAUAUUUCUAAAAUUUAUUUAGAAUUUAUGAUUAGCCUGAAAUAUAGCCCUUAGUCUUACCUGUUAACAUGAUUAUAUUGAAAUUUAUUGAAGAUAGCGCAUUUACUAAAGCUUUGUUGCAUUACGAUUUCCUUCCAAUUUUUUUGGAAUUGCAGUAAUUCUAAAUACAUGGAAUGAAACAGAUGUUAGCAAUUUCCGCGUAACGUAUUAGAAUUAUCAUAACAGUUAUUAGCCAUGCUGUCAGGAAAUCUUUAACCUAGAAUUCCAGGUUCAUUUGUUUUCUUUGUAAAAAUAAAUUCUUCCAUUAACGUAUGACAAUGAUGUCUCAUAAAAACGUAUAGGCAAAGUCAUAACAUAAUAAUAUUAUGUUAUUAUGUUAUUAUUCUGUUUCAGUAAAGUACUAGCUUUUCCGAUUGUUCUAAGAUGUGAUCUUGCUGAGCGUCAAAAUGUAGCAUGUGCCUUUUUUGUGUGUAUUUGUUGUGUUUUUGUUUUUUUAAACCCUUGAGUGGGAAGUAACUGUGUUAGCAGCUUGUGCAUUUAGUUGCAGUGUAAUCUGGAGCUGAAGUUGCAUGUUCCUUCCUAUGAUAUUAUCUUUUAAAGGUUCCAAUUAACUUGAUUAUUUUCGAGAAAAUGAAAUGUAAAUGUUUGCACUGAUGUUGGCAAACUAGACCUUUAAGCAAAGUCAUAGUCCACCCUGCUGUUACAUGUUUGUUCAUGAUCAAUGUAUGUAAACUUCAACCACAGGAAAAAAACAAAAAAACUUUCAAACAUCACAUAGUACCUCUAAGAAAAAUGCUUAUAUUUAACCAUUUAAGGAGAUAUUUUCAUGCAGCUUUAAAUCGUAUCAUAUACUUUAUUUAAGAGAAUGCAGCUAUGAUGAUUUGUAAGCAAGAUAAAUAUUUUCUGUCUGAAGUGGAGCCCUUUCCCAUUGUUACAAAAAUCUAAACUUAUUUGGUGUUGUUUCAGAUGUAUCAAAGGAAUAUUGUAUAAACAAUUGAUUUGACAUGCAAAAAGGAAACACAGGUCCUGCAUGCAGUACACAAUUUAUAGGGGUUGUGCAUAUUUAUAUCACUUAUGUAUGCAAAUCAGAGGCAAUGGGAACAUAUAUGUCUAGCAGUCAGUAAGCCUCUCUCUAUGAAUGUAUGCUUCAUAUAUUUCUUUUGUGAUUAGUUCAUUUGCUAUGAUGGCAAAAGGAAAUGUAAAUGAAAAAUUAAGUGCAAUACGAAAAAAAGAAAUUUGAGAUAUUAUCUCAAAGUAGAUGAAAUAAUGUACUGAAAAUCUAUCAGUACAAUUUGGGUGUGAGAUGUGAUAUACAAUCAUGUAAAAUAGAGAAUUUAUUAUUUCUAUUUUUCUCUUCAAUCCGAUAAUUUUGUUUUAUCUGGUUUGAUUUUUUUUCUCUUGACUGUGUGGGAUAACUUUAGCUCAGUUGAAAACACAAAAAUAGUUUGUGACCAUUUUUUGCCUUAUGCAUUUUUCCUGGUUUUCAACUAUGCAGACUAUUAAAAAGAAGUGGCGUGUCUUAAGUCAA
Strongylocentrotus purpuratus (purple sea urchin) is the source of this 5395-nucleotide messenger RNA. Its product is annotated as AN1-type zinc finger protein 4-like. The transcript is spliced from 9 exons. Lineage: Eukaryota; Metazoa; Echinodermata; Echinoidea; Camarodonta; Strongylocentrotidae. The record is from RefSeq and is a predicted model, not a curated record. Gene Ontology annotation, molecular function: protein binding; zinc ion binding. Bases 455 to 2281 code for a protein of 608 amino acids.